ACAAAUUGCUUCUUCAUAGGAACCACCGCCACAGCCACAACACCGUAAACGUCUCGGGCGCAUCUAGCCUCGAAAAACAGCGAAUCAUGACCGUCGACCGUUGCCUCGCGGAAACAUGGCUCCGUUCGCAGCAAGGCUGCGAGCUUCCGACACAUGCAGCUUUGUGUACAGCAGGAGCGAUUCUGAUACCGCAGGCAGCCGCACUAACUGUUCGUAGUAGUUGUGGGACGGGCACAGCCGCCGCAUAUGCACGUGUAAUGCAGCGCGUGGGUAACGAGUCUGCUUGGGGCCGUACCAACGCGUCUAUCGCUGGUCUGCUGCACACGGUGAUUCUUCGCGAUUCUUGUUGUUGAUGCUAACAAAAAGACUGAGAUAGUGCUAGGAGCUAAGAGUGCUCACCGUGUUGUUCUGCUCAGCCGCCGAUGCGAGGCUGCUAUGAAGCCUACGAAACGAUCCAGGCAUGCGGCACAGCAGUGACAUUCAGCACCGCCACACGUAUGUU
Molecule: messenger RNA, 502 nt
Organism: Alternaria rosae
Lineage: Eukaryota; Fungi; Ascomycota; Dothideomycetes; Pleosporales; Pleosporaceae
Exons: 1
Coding region: 87-353 (88 amino acids)
Source: RefSeq, a predicted model, not a curated record